UGGAGCCACCCGGGUGGUCCUACACUCUCUGAGUCUGCAGUGAGGAGGAGAGAUGGAUGCGGGGCGACUGUCUACCGGCUGUGCAGUGAAUGAGAUGGAGGCCGGUGGAGAUGAAGAGGGAGAGGCUCUGGAAGAGAGCGCCGAGUGCCAGAGACUCACUGCAGAGAGAGAUGAGGCUGAAAGGCAACUCAAGCACAUUAAACGAGUUUCCCAAAUGGUGAUCGAGGAGGUAAACUUACUGCAAACUCAGCUUGAGAUUGAGAAGUCUUGCCGGGAAAAUGCAGAGGCUCUGGCAACCAAGUUGAACUGUGAGAACAGGAAGCUGAAGUAUUUGAGUCUGUCAUCACGACCCUGUCUGGACGAGCUGUUGCCCAGUAUUUCUGACUGCAUUUCCCUAGAAGAGGAGACUGACCCACAAGAUCACAGCCCUGACCCAUUUUCUCAGUACAAACAGCAGGUCAAAGAUCUCCAAGAAACAAUUAGUUCACUGCUGGAGGAGAAGAAGCAUUUGGCUUGUCAGCUUCAAGAGCAGCAGAGACAGAUAGAAGAUUUGACAGCACUUACUGAAAAGGAGCAGGACGAGAUGAAGGAGUUUUAUAAAACCAUCGAGCAGCAAAGCAAGACCAUUAAGAGGUUUAACAGGGUGUCUAUGAUGGCCACUUAUGAGUAUGAACACAUGAAGGAGCAGCUGGAUUUUGAGCAAAGCCUCAGACAGACAGCAGAGACCUAUGCACAUGAGAUGCUUGUCAAGCAAAAAGAAGCCAACAGACAGAGCAUGAUUCUAAUGCAGCAGGCAGAUCCCAGCAUUCAACUGCUCAAAGCUUUAGAAGAUGUGACCAAUGUGACCAAAACAUUGGAAGAAGAGAGGAUACAGCACCAAGAGAAGGUAAAGGCUCUGGAGGCUGAACUGGAAGAAUGUGCUUUGCGUAAGCAGCUAGUUCAGCUACAGAGGCAAUUAGAGAUAUUAGAUGAGGAAAAGAAAGAGACAGAGGGAAGACUGCAAGAGGAAGAGAAGAAAAACAGCAUUUUGGAGAAUAAAGUUAAAGAGCUGCAGGAGGCAAGGCAAAGCUGUGAUUCAGCAUCAGACCCCUCCCCUGGGACGGCUCCUCCCCCUGCCCCUCUUCCUCAACCGCCUCCACCUCCCCCACCACCUCCUCCUCCUCCCCCACCUCCUACCUCUCGCUGCAACCCCCUCAGCUCUCUAAUUGCAAUUAUGAGGAAAUCUUCCAAGGGAGGUAAAGGAUCCCUGAAACUAGAGCAAGCCCCAGCAAACGAAGCAGCGGAUGAGGUCAAAGUGAAAGCUGUCAAUGAAAUGAUGGAGAGAAUUAAACACGGGGUAGUUCUCAGGCCUGUGAAGGGUCAGGACACUAAGAGAUUUGGUACAAAGCAGCCGAAGCCAGUAGCAGAGGAAAAGCAGCAGGAGAGUGCAAUGGAAGAGCUAAAAGGCAUUCUGGAGACAGUGAAGAAGAGUCCCAGUCGUGGAUUCCAGGAAACCAUCCACGUUAAAAAAGACAGUGAACUGGAAGUGAUUCUAAGGAGGAGACGCAAACAGGCCUUUGAUCCGCACACAGAAGAUGGUGGGCAGCUGAAUAAAUUCUCCUCAUCAAACAGCCUGAAUGGUCGGCACAGUUCUGACUCAGGCAAAGACACAGAAGGGCCGGGCAGCAGUUCUCUCUCAGGCAGUGAGCGCGGAUCGAGAACCAGCUCAGACUCUGGCCGAGAGCCAGCUGUAGCCCAUCAAAGCUCAGAUUCUGGCACAGAGUUCAAAGGAGCCUGUCAGGCAGACACUGUUUGCAGAUCUCUCUCUGAGAAAGAGUCCUCUGAGCCCGUCACCAACGGAUGCUGUUCAGGCGAAGUGAAGGAUGGAGAUCCAGAUAAGUGGGUGGGGCCCACUGGUCAUACAGCUGCAAGUGAUGACCUGCAUACCACAAUCAGCUCCUCUGCACAAAGCUCCAAUGCAGCAAACGGUAGCACAGAUGCCGAGUGUUAACAGCAAGAGGCCCUGCAAGCACAGCUGCAUUAUUUGCACAAAACCAUGCUUUCAGAAUUUAUUUAUUCCAAAUAAAAAAAAAUAAAAAAAAUCAAUUCAUAUUUUAAAUGAAAACAAACAGAUAAUUUCAUCAUUUGAAAGUUUUGGAAAAAGGUUCCUUAACAAUGACACAUUUAACAGAUAAAGUGAAAAACAUUGCAGCAUCACACCAGACGAUUUUUCUUUCACCUUUCACUGUAAAUUUACUGUAUCUGCUUUUUGCUCCUUUACAAGUAACAGGGUUUUAAGACAUUAGGGACAUCUGUCAUACACUUUUCUACUUUGUAAAUUCAUUCUACAUUAUAGUUUGAUUUUGGAAUCAUCUUGCCUUGGAUUCAUAUUUUUAACAACUGAGUCACAUUUCCUUAAAAUGCAAGCAAGGAAACUUUUAACACAAUGCAGCAAAGCAAUCCUAAAAUCACUGCACUUCACAUCAUGGCGUCUUUGCUGUUACAAACUAGGCUCUUUCCAAAUUAAUCUAAAAAUGCAUUUAUAAGCCAUGUGAGUGUUUCUUCUUAAGAAUAUACCGUAAAGAGGAACGAUGGUGGUCUGUUCUACCUCUUAAGACACACUCACCUCUUGAGGAUUUGAAAUGGUACAGAUCCUACAGUAUAUGAAAAUAUCAUCAAAUAAUGGAGGGCUAACCACCAAUGUCUUCCUGUUUCCAAACUUUGCACUGCAUGAAUGCACUAAAAGAGCAUUUUGGCAUUUCUUAAUUAGAAUUGUGCUCACUUCUCAGCAAUUUCAUUGCAAUAUCAUCGGCAAAUUGUAAUAUUGUGCAGGAUGAGGCUGCCUUCAAUAACUCCAAAUAUAUGCCUUGUGACUCCUCUUGACUCUAAUAAGUGGAUCAUGUUAAUGUUGCAGUAAUGUGGUCAACAAUAUGGCCUUCACAGUUAUCUUGUUUUUGUGGCUGCUGUAAUCAUCAGUUUGGUGCAGCAUACUGGAUUGGUCUGAUAUUUUGAUAUCAAGCUGAAGUGGGGCAGGUCAGCUUUUUGACUACUGAAAUAAUAUUUGACAUGGCCAAUAACUUUAAAUGCUGAAUGACUAGUGCUUGCGAAUAUGCAUCACUUGUCAGAAAAUUGGAAAUCUCAAAUAUAUUUCUGAUAAAAAAUAUUUGUCCUCACACUUUCAUCACAAAAUUGUUUUUUUACACCACUGGAAAACAAACAACCCACCUUUCUGUGACACAAAUUUUGUUUAUUUUAUUCAGGAGGCAUCUUGAACUUAAAAAUGCUCCUUAAUUUCUCACCACCUCUGGAAUGUGUUUUGGCCUUUGAAUGCAACAUUUCUUCCUUUUUGGCCUUUUUGGUGUGUAAGCUUGAUUUUUUAUAGUGAAUCUGAGAGGUGACUGAUCUGACUUGUGAUCUUAAAAUGAGUGUUUUGAAGCUUGAAAACUGAGUGUACCUGUUUUUAUUCAAAUAAAAUCUCCCUCUUCAACAUACCUUUUAAACUCAACUGAACAAAUAAACUUAUAA
Molecule: messenger RNA, 3504 nt
Organism: Xyrauchen texanus (razorback sucker)
Lineage: Eukaryota; Metazoa; Chordata; Actinopteri; Cypriniformes; Catostomidae
Gene: shtn3
Product: shootin 3
Source: RefSeq, a predicted model, not a curated record